CACACUCACACUCCUCCUCUUGCUUCCUCCCCCCUUGCCCAGAUGUACAACAUUUUCCCCUCCUUCCUGGACUGGAUCCCCGGGCCCCACCACCGCAUCUUCAGGAAUUUCCAGAAGUUACAGGCUUUCAUUUCCGAGGAGAUCAAGAAACACAAGGAGAGCAGACAGCCUGAGGAACCCCGAAACUUCAUUGACUUCUUCCUGGGCCAGAUGGAGAAGGAGAAGCAGGACCCCGGGAGCCACUUCUAUGAGGAGACCCUGGUGAUGACGACCCACAACCUCUUCUUUGGGGGGACGGAGACCACGAGCACCACCAUCCAUUACGGACUCCUGAUCCUGCUCAAGUACCCCAGCGUGGCAGAGAAGAUCCAGGAGGAGAUUGACAGCGUGGUGGGUCGGGAACGGCCCCCCUGCCUGCAAGACAGAGACCAUCUGCCCUACACGAAUGCUGUCAUCCACGAGAUCCAGCGUUUCAUCAGCGUGGUACCGAUGGGUCUUCCCCACGUCCUCACCCAAGACACCCACUUCCGUGGUCACUUCCUACUCAAGGGUACCACCAUCAUUCCACUGCUGAUCUCGGCCCACCGGGACCCGGCCCACUUCAAGGACCCAGAAAACUUCAACCCCAACAACUUCCUGGAUGACGAGGGCAACUUCCAGAACAACGAGGCCUUCAUGCCUUUUGCUCUAGGAAAGCGCAUCUGUCUCGGGGCAGGCCUGGCGCGGAUGGAAAUCUUCCUCUUCCUCACCACCAUCCUGCAGCGCUUCACCCUGCACUCUGUCAAGAGGCCCGAGGAGCUUGAUCUCUCUCCCAAGUCCACAGGCCUGGGCAACGUGUCCCCGCCCUAUGAGCUCUACCUGAAGGUCCCUGGGCCCAGCAGGGACUCAUCCCACCCAACUCCCCCCACUCCUUGUCCUGGGCCCCCAAAUUUGGGGCAAAAGGCUCAUUCCGUGGAGUUGCGGGGGUGGGGGGAGGGUCCAUGGAGAAAGCUGCGGAAUUGGGCAACUUUAGGCGCUCCCCUGCCCCUCCAGGUCUCCAAAAAAACCCCCCUUUGGUUCCUGGGGCCACCUCCAUUCAAGAGCCAAAUCCCAUAA
Molecule: messenger RNA, 1095 nt
Organism: Sarcophilus harrisii (Tasmanian devil)
Lineage: Eukaryota; Metazoa; Chordata; Mammalia; Dasyuromorphia; Dasyuridae
Product: cytochrome P450 2F2-like
Exons: 5
Coding region: 43-1095 (350 amino acids)
Biological process (GO): xenobiotic metabolic process
Cellular component (GO): cytoplasm; intracellular membrane-bounded organelle
Molecular function (GO): oxidoreductase activity, acting on paired donors, with incorporation or reduction of molecular oxygen, reduced flavin or flavoprotein as one donor, and incorporation of one atom of oxygen; iron ion binding; heme binding
Source: RefSeq, a predicted model, not a curated record